AAAGUCCAAGCCCCUCCCAGUCUCACACACACACACACACACACACACUCACUCAUUCAGUCAGUGAGGGAGAAGCUCCAUUCCACUCCACUCUGCACACACACCCUCUGUCACACACAAACACACACACACACAGUCAAACUCUCAGUCAGUCGCUGCUGCUGCUAUCAUGAAGCCUACAUGGAUAGUUCUGCUGCUUGUGUCCUUCACAUUCCUUCACACAGAAACCCAAGAAAUCUCAGCUCCUUCCACAAAUGAACAGAUCAAUCCUACUAAACCCACACCAAGUACCAACGAUUCUGAAAAUCAGCCUACCACCACAGUAAAGUCUGAUGACGGUGCAUCCACAGCAAAAGCAGUCACAGAACCCCCCGUCAAAACUUCUGAAGUCAAGCCUACAGGAAAGGAGACAGUCAAUGGCUCAAGCAUAAAUGAUCAUGGAUCCAGUACACCAGUAUCAGCUUUGGAAGGGACGGCAAAAGCUGUUACAACAACAACAACAACAACAACAAAGACAAUGAAAACGAGCACUGUGCCUACUGCGCCUGGAUCUGUUCGAAAUGAUACAGGGAAUGACACGAGCGCAGGCCUGGGGGGUCAGGCCGCCCCUACUCAAGGAAAGGAUACAGUCAAUGGCUCAAGCAUAAAUGAUCAUGGAUCCAGUACGCCAGGAAAGGAUACAGUCAAUGGCUCAAGCAUAAAUGAUCAUGGAUCCAGUACGCCAGGGUCAGGAACGGACAGCAAGACAACAAAUAAGACGGAUGACACUAAGGGCCAGUCUCCGUCGGGACAAGGGGAGAAUGAUCUACAGAGUGGCCAAAAUGCGGAUGGGGAAACAAAGCAGCAGGAGACGGACCGCAGGAUCCUGUGGAUCUUGUUGCCUGUUCUGGGAGUGUUGGUGGCUGGGGUGCUCUUUGUCCUCAAGUUCAAAUGCAUGAAGGUGCAGGACCAUGCAGAGCCGACUGAGAACGGGACCGAAAAUGCCUCCUUCCAAAGAUCUGACAGCAACAAAGAUGGCGUCAUGCUCCUGGGGGUGAAGACAUCUGGUGGAGAGGAAAAUAGUAUGUCUCAAACAGACAGAAAUAUGGCAGCCAGAUAAGAUGGGCAGCAGACGGAACGCAAGAGACACACUGGUCAUCUCCUCCCUAACCACCACUGGUCGUCUCCUCCCUAACCACCACUGGGCAUCAUCCUCUCUUCCCUGGCAACGGAGUCAGCUCAGUAGUUAUAGCAAAGAAACGCUGAAGUGGGUUCAAUUAUAAAUCCAAUAUGACGUGGGGUAUUUCCUGUAAGUUAAGCCAGAGUA
Molecule: messenger RNA, 1306 nt
Organism: Alosa sapidissima (American shad)
Lineage: Eukaryota; Metazoa; Chordata; Actinopteri; Clupeiformes; Clupeidae
Product: cell wall protein DAN4-like
Exons: 15
Coding region: 170-1099 (309 amino acids)
Source: RefSeq, a predicted model, not a curated record